Molecule: messenger RNA, 2627 nt
Organism: Meriones unguiculatus (Mongolian gerbil)
Lineage: Eukaryota; Metazoa; Chordata; Mammalia; Rodentia; Muridae
Gene: Pabpc1l
Product: poly(A) binding protein cytoplasmic 1 like
Exons: 13
Coding region: 71-1882 (603 amino acids)
Cellular component (GO): ribonucleoprotein complex
Molecular function (GO): RNA binding
Source: RefSeq, a predicted model, not a curated record
GCUGGCCCUGCUGAGGCCGGGUGCCGGGUGGGGCUGCUUGCUGACUCUCUUCUGGGUACCCUUGCACAUCAUGGACACCGGCGGCCAAGGCUGCUCACUGUCCUCACUUUAUGUUGGUGAUCUGCACCCCGACGUGACCGAAGCUAUGCUCUAUGAGAUGUUCUCUCCCAUCGGCACUAUUCUGUCCAUCCGCGUGUGUCGGGACAUCUCCACCCGGCGGUCUCUGGGUUAUGCCUACAUCAACUUCCAGCAGCCUGCUGAUGCAGAACGGGCCCUGGACACGAUGAACUUUGAGAUGGUCAAAGGGCAGCCCAUCCGCAUCAUGUGGUCCCAUCGAGACCCAGGGCUUCGAAGGUCUGGUAUAGGCAACAUCUUUAUCAAAAACCUGGAGAACUCCAUUGACAAUAAGGCCCUCUAUGACACCUUCUCUACCUUCGGGAGCAUCCUCUCAUCUAAGGUAGUAUAUAAUGAACAUGGAUCACGAGGGUUUGGCUUUGUGCAUUUUGAGACCCACGAAGCUGCCCAGAAGGCCAUCAACACCAUGAAUGGGAUGUUGCUGAAUGACCGAAAAGUCUUCGUAGGCCACUUCAAGUCUCGACAGAAGCGGGAGGCAGAGCUGGGGGCUCGGACCCUAGGGUUCACCAACAUCUAUGUAAAGAACCUGCAUGUGGACAUGGACGAGCAGGGCCUUCAGGAUCUCUUCUCUCAGUUUGGAAAGAUGCAGAGUGUGAAGGUGAUGAGAGACAACAAUGGCCAGUCCCGAGGCUUCGGCUUCGUCAACUUUGAGAAGCAUGAGGAAGCCCAGAAGGCUGUGGACCACAUGAACGGCAAGGAGGUGAGCGGGCAGCAGCUGUAUGUGGGUCGGGCCCAGAAGCGGGCAGAGCGGCAGAGUGAGCUGAAGCGCAGGUUUGAGCAGAUGAAGCAGAAGAGGCAAAACCACUACCAGGGUGUGAACCUUUAUGUGAAGAACCUGGAUGACUCCAUUAACGAUGAGAGGCUGAGGGAAGUCUUCUCCGCCUACGGAGUGAUCACCAGUGCUAAGGUGAUGACAGAAAGUAGCCACAGCAAAGGCUUUGGCUUCGUGUGCUUUUCCUCUCCAGAAGAGGCAACAAAGGCUGUGACAGAGAUGAACGGACGCAUCGUGGGUACUAAGCCACUGUAUGUGGCCCUGGCGCAGCGCAAAGAGGAGCGGAAGGCCAUCUUGACCAACCAGUAUAGGCAGCGCCUCUCUUGCCCUGUCUUGAGCUCUUUCCAGCAGCCCACCAGCUACUUACUACCUGCUGUACCCCAGCCUACAGCACAGGCUAUGUACUAUGGCUCUGGCUCUAUAGCUCCAAUGCAACCUGACCCCAGGUGGACGGCUCAGCCACACGGACCUUCAUCUACCUGCCCCCCAGCUGCCCCAGUGGUCCAGCCUCUAAGCACGACUCAACACUCCUGUAUCCACCUCAGCGGAGCCAGGCAGGCCGCUGGCCAGGUGCCUCACAUGCAGAAAGUGGCCAACAUUGGUACCCAGAUUUCAGGGCCAGGUGGGGAUGGAUGCUCUAUUCCAGGCCAGCCGCUCAUGCCACAUAGAAGAUCCUCUGCUGUACACAGUGUCCAUGGGGUCCAGGAGUCGGCUGUGUAUGUCCCUGGCCACCAGCCUCUGACUGUGUCCAUGUUGGCUGCCGUGCCCCUGCAUGAGCAAAAACAGAUGAUUGGGGAGCGCCUCUACUCCCUCAUCCACAAUGCCUGCGCCCCACUGACUGGCAAGAUCACGGGCAUGCUGCUGGAGAUGGACAACCUGGAGCUUCUGUUAUUGCUGGAGUCCCCAGAGUCCCUCCAUGCCAAGGCAGGUGGACACUGGGUGGCAGCACAGCACAAUCAGGGCCAUCCUGGAUAAGGUAGAGCAGCUGCCCUCGGUCUGCUCGAUUUGAGUUGAAGGUUCCUAAGUUCAGUCCCACCACAGAUGAGCUCCGUGUAAAGCUUCAGAACAUGUGUUCUGACAGGACGGAGUCACGUCCAGCAGUGUCGCCUCUGUUUUGAGAAGGUGGCAGUGGGGCUGGGAUCUUGUGAGCGGCAGGAUAUGAGGGCCCCAUGCGAGGUCAUGGCUCUUCUGGGGCCGUACUGGGCCGUAUUGCACUAAGCGUCUGUUCUGUGUCCCGUAGAUAGAAGAGGCGGUAGCGGUACUGCAGGCACACAAGGAGAUGGAGUCAGCAGAAGGCUAAAGGAACUCAGCACAGUGGGUGCCUGGGGGCGGGAGGGCCCACGGCCCAGCAGCUAAGCUGCCCACCUGAGACUGUCUAGAACCCACCAGAGGCCGACAUUCAAAAACUCACUGCGAUGUCUUCAUGGCUUUGUCUGAAGCAUCAUGGAGUCAUAGGAGGAUGCGCAAUGGCUGGAGUGUUCUCAUGCCAGCUUCCCUGCCAGGCCUCAGCGUUUACUGCCUGGCUUUGUUCUGCCUGUCUGAAGGCCUGGUCUUGCUGUGGGUUAGUCCACCUUCUUAACUGAAGACUGGGUCCAUACUUCGGGAUUUUUUUUUUUUUUUUACCUCCCUCCAUUGAAAAUGGAACCUUCACUCCCUUCACGGCUGAUUACAGCAUUUCUGCACUUGGUUCUAAGGCUGUGUGAACUCUUAACUUAUUUAC